Notolabrus celidotus (New Zealand spotty) is the source of this 5330-nucleotide messenger RNA. RefSeq names its product ataxin 1-like (gene atxn1l). The record is from RefSeq and is a predicted model, not a curated record. Gene Ontology annotation, biological process: regulation of DNA-templated transcription; anatomical structure development. NCBI's taxonomy places the organism in Eukaryota, Metazoa, Chordata, Actinopteri, Labriformes, Labridae. Gene Ontology annotation, cellular component: nucleus. Gene Ontology annotation, molecular function: RNA binding; protein binding. The transcript is spliced from 3 exons. Bases 245 to 2785 code for a protein of 846 amino acids.
GUGAGCGCCUCUGCUGGCCUUCGAAAUGGGCUCGACUCCCUAGCCUUGAUUUCUUCAAUUGUCCCUCUGCAUAUCAACUUUUUGAUUUUUAAAGAAAAGCCCGUCCGCAAUGACAUUUGGAGGUGAAUCGGUAGAUGAGGUGAACCAGGUGUUUUCAGAACUGGUUUCUGUGCGGGCUGACUUGCUUGCAAGUUUCAGUUCCUGUGCAGUACAGUAAAGAUACCAGCUUGGUCCGAGGAUUGCAAUGAAACAAGCUCAGGAGCGCAACCAGGAGUGUCUGCCUCCUAAGAAGAGAGACCUGCCAGUUAGUAACAGCAGUGGAGCUGGAGGGACAGGGGGAGGUGGGCCUGCUGGUGGCGGUGGUGGAGGAGGAGGAGGAGGAGGAGGAGGAGGAGGAGGAAGUGGCAGUGGAGGGGGAAGUAGUGCUGGUGGUGCUGGAGAAGAUGAAGUGGUUUCCAUCCAGAACUCUGCAGCCAACAAUGACACUCAGGGAGGGACUCCAUCUGCAGAGUGGCUGCGAGCUCAGCCAGGGCUUCAUUAUGGAGUGGAUAAUUCUGAAGGCAUACCAGCAGUGUCUGUCGACCAGUACAGUAUGCUCUACAAAGUGGCACUUCCAUCGCAGACCAGUCUGCACCCAGUUUUGAGCCACAUCUCUCCAGCUUACACUGUACACUCACCUCUUCUGCAGCACCCAGGCCUUCCCUACCCUCCUCUUGGAUACGCCCAGAUCCCCCAUUCAUCCCUCCAGUUUGUUAGUUCCCCCUAUGCAACAGUACCAUACGCCCUUCCCCCUGGCUUUGUACCAGGGUCAUUAAUCUCUCCCUCAGGCACCAUUUCUCAGCCCCAUGCUGUGUCUCACCUUGUUCCAUAUCCAUCUGUCAUACAGGAAGGUGUUGUUUCCCCACCUCCCCAAGCCCAGGUAGCUGCUCAUACCUUUGCCAAAGUUGCAGCACCCGGCGGUGUCCCGCUGAUGCUGCCUUCAGAGCAAGCUGCUCAGCAGCACCUUGGUACUGUAGGGGUGCUACCCACAACAGAGGUCGGCUCUCGAGGGAUGCCAGUCUUCUAUCACUCCUCGAUAGCCAGAGCUGCCACGGCCUCCAGAGACCUGCACAGUGCCCAUCAGGAGCACGAAUCGGAGAUGAAUGGAGGCGAUAAGGAACAGGGAGCCAGGGAAGUUGUUGUACUAGAUUCAGCCUACACUGCUAGAAAUUCACGUCUGCUGCAGGUGGCAUCCAGCUUCGCGAUGCAGGAGCAUGUCCAAGACAGAGGCCUGCAGAACAGACGACUGGAGGGGAGGAGCUCACCGGGCCAGCGCAGCACUCCAGACAGCGACCUGGAGGUGCAGCAGGUAGUGGGUCGCUUGUCCUCUUCCAGCCAAUGUGGAGGUGGAGUGAGGAAAGAGGUCUCCUUUGCACCUUUAAACCUCUCUCAGGGUGCCCACAGAGCCAGGGAUGUCCAUGUGGAGAACAUAGGCCGGACUGCGUACACCGCCCAGCCUGUUACUUACAGUGACCCCAGAGUGGCGAGUCUCCAGCAACAAACUGGGCAACCAGGCCACGCUGUCAUGCUGGCUAAUGGACAACCAGUCCUUAUCCCCUUGGAGUAUCACUUGCAGCAUCAGCCCCAACCGCCACAGCAACACUAUCCAGCACAGGCUAAUGAUCAUUUAGCCAGCCAUGCCUCCACCACCAUGGCCUCCUCUAACCUAAGCUUUAAAACCUCUGAUUCUUCAGCCAGAGUGUGCCUCCCUGAACGAGCGGAGCAGACCCCAGCUCAGCAGCCGCUCCCACAGCAUCAGCCUCCUGUCCAGCCUGCAGCAGAUGUGACUCAGGCCUUAACUUCAAGCCUCGCUCCUGCCUCAGCUGCCAGCAACCCGUCACACUUCAUGAAAGGAGCUAUCAUCCAGCUGGCCACGGGGGAACUGAAGCGCGUGGAGGACCUGCAGACUCAGGACUUUGUGCGUAGCGCCGAGGUGAGUGGAGGGCUUAAAAUCGACUCCAGCAUGGUGGUGGACAUCCGUGCCAGCCAGCAGAGACCUGGUCUCGUGUCACUUCACUUUACUGUGGGGGAGCAGCAGAGCAAAGUGACCAUCGAUGUGCCCCCAGAGCACCCCUUCUUCGUGUUCGGCCAGGGCUGGUCGUCCUGCAGUCCUGAACGCACCGCCCAGCUCUAUGGCCUGGCCUGCCAUCACCUUCAAGUAGGAGAUGUGUGUGUGUCCAUCACCCUGCAGCAGCAGUUUCAACCACAGCAGCAGAAACAACCACACCAUCAUUCACAACAACAGCAACAACAACAACAGAACCUACCCAGGACUUUGAGCAAAAACAGCGCUACAACAGGACCUGGUCACCAGCUCAUGGGUCCGCCUGCCCCUCAGCAGUCACGGCCUACAUCUCAUUUCAGGAUAGACCGCAUCCAUCGAGAAAGACAGAGAGAGGGAGACAAAGAGGCGGUCGAUAAGGAAGAAGCCACACAUUUUGGGGUUGUAGGGCACACUGAGUCACCCAUCAGAACCAGUAGGACCUCAGCAGAGCAUCCGAGGAGCCAGAGCAGUUUCCACUUGCACACAGAGGGCUCUGCUUUUGCAGGGGGAGGGUUGGCAGCAAUGCAGGCUUCGCUAGGUGCUUCUCAGAGGCGCUGGUCCUCACCCGCCCUCCAAAGAUACAGUAUGAAGGGAGACGAAGGGCCACGCCCUCAAAUAAGCACCUCCAGCCACACAAGGCCCUCUUUUAUCCCCCAGGAGGUCAAACUCUCCAUCGAGGGGCGCUCUAAUGCAGGGAAGUAGCAUCACAUUUGGUAGCAACUACAAAAGAGACUGCCACAAGUAAGAAUGAGUCUGACAAGGAGAGAAAGAGGAAACACAGAGUGCGAAUGUAGCCUCAGAAUGUUUGAGAUUUUGCACACCUAAAAUGUAAAAAAACGUAACGAUCUGUGUCUAUCUGGAGAGAAGUUGUGGUUUGGUUUGGUUGUCAAUUAGCCAAAGGAAACAAGGCUGUGCUUUCCCAGCCAGCUGAGGUCUGACAGGGACGUGAAGAGCUGAGUAGAAAGAUGUAGCUGUUGAAAUUCCUACAAUAGUCCUUACACACUGCAUUUCUAUAACUCCCUCCUUUGUGGCCACUUCCUCAUUUCCAUGCUAAGAAGUGACCGUCGCAUUCAGAAAACUCUUGCUUCCUGUGUGAUCAAACUCUCUUUGAAAGACCACAAAAUGAUAAAUGUGCUUUUAGCACAGCAGAGCUACCAACUCUGCAGGUUGUGAUGUAAUUAAAGAUCACAGCGAUCUUUUAUCUCCUUCAUUCCUAAGAUCCUUCACCCCCACCCCCCCCCAAACAGAAAAAUCUAAUAAAAACAGAGUAUAGUUGCUGACUUCAGCAGCUCCUGGCACUGUUGAUGCUAACAGUCAGUGUAUGUUACAUUACGCCUCUCCAGCAGGAGUGUCAGACCUCUUUUGUCAGCAGAGAUCCUCUUUCUCCUCAAAGACCAGGAUCCUCUCUCAGGCUAAGCCUGGCAUGUCCGGGCUUGUCUUACAAUCAGAAUAGUGCAAAAUCAAUCAGUCUGUUUGUUCAGCAAUCAGUUUAUACAAAAAAAAAAACAACAUACUUCUCCCAUGAAACAUCAUCAUGCCUCCUGCGUCUGUGAGCUUAAACGCUGCAGAACAGAAGAGGCUUUGUUUUCUAUAAUAACUCCAAACAUGUUGCAUUCCAGUCUCAUCAGUGAGAAGUUCCAUCACUUCAAAUUCAUCUUCGAGAGUUAUUACCCUUCCCUCCUCCUCCUCCUCACUGUACCUCAAAGCUUUCCCGACCAGACUGGUGACUAUUGAUGCAAUUUUAAAGAGCAUGAUUAACGGAGGAGGCAGCACUGGCUGGUCAUCACCAAAGCCACCUGUGGGAAUGAACCAGAGACAUGUUAUCCCGUCACAUCUCCGGCAACAAGCCAUUUUUGCCUACAAGAGUGGAAGGGCCUUGGAGAGAAAAUGUGUGUUUGCUCGGUUAAAUGAAAGCAAUAGUUGUGUUUACAGCGUGCCGCUGUACUGUUCUCCCCAAGGAAACUCUCUACGUGGGCUUUUUUUGAAAUAUCUCUUCACAUCAGAAGUGAGACCCCGCCCUCUUUUAACCCAGACUUUGAACGGUGAUGCACUAUUUUGAUGUUGAUUUUCUUUCAGUAUUUCUACAAAAGCAAAGCAUGCAUUCAGCAAAUCUCUCAAGAAUUCAUUGAAGAAGAAACUGCUUUCUUUUAAUUCUACAUCUCACUGAUGAUAUUUUAUCUUAUAUGGAUUUACACAAGUGCAUCUCCAAGAAAGGCUUGACUUUAAUCGUUAUCAGUUUGGUCCUCUGUUCUGUCUUCUGUUUUGAGUUUUUGGCUUUUUGUACUCGGAUCUGCUUUGUCCAGUGAAUCUUAUGAUUGUCUCGUGUUGCACAUAGAAAAUGUCACUCAUUGACUUCACACUGACCUUGUUAAUAGGAAUCACAGUAGGGUAGAUGUCUUUUCUUUAAUGAAGGGAAUAUGUUUGAAGUAUUGUUAUAGGUGUUUUUAGUGAGAGAGAGAAAAAAACUGACUUGCAUUUUUAACUCUGUUUACAACUUAGCCAAGAUGAAUGCUGCAGUUUCCUCCUCAUGACAGACGUUUAUCUCUGUCACUGAAAUCCAAAAAUCCAAAAGGGUGAAUUUAAAGUAAGUGCAAUUAGACCAUGCAUAGAAUCAUAUAGAGGUUUAUAAUCAGAAGGCAUUCCUCACGCAGACAUUCCCAUUAGAACAUGUACCAGUUUUCUUUUUUACUGUCAUUAAUCCGUGGACUGAGCUCUGGGAAAACAUUGAUCAUUUCAUACAUCACUUGAUGUGUUUCCUUUCAUUGGGUAUGCUCAGAAAGUUACUUGCAUGCAUGCCAAUGUUGUGUCCGACUGAUGUGUUGAUGUUGUGACACUUAGGGUUGACCUUUCUGUGGAGCCCUCAGUCCCUUAUUGGUCGCCUGGCAUACAGCUAGAGAUGGAGCUCACUGAAUUGGGCCCAGUAGACUCUCAGUCUCUGGGUCUGCUGUUAUUCACAGCUUAAAGACAAGAUUCACAUUUGUUCAAGUCUUUCUUUGAUGCAGUUCUCACAAACCCUUAAAAAAGAGAUUCAGUUUAAUCAUUAAUCCUCUUUCCGGACUAGCUGCAUGCGUAGAUCUCUCGUAAUGCUAAUCUGAUGGAAGAUAAUGGAACAGAAUCUUUCUGUGCACUGAAGAUAUAGCUAUGGCAGGCUGACACAUUUAAUGAGAAGAAAGCAGGAUGAGAUGGUUUGUCAAGGAACACUUAAAGCUGCUGUUGGUCGUCACAGAGUAAACAUCUGUUCAGAGAG